Diorhabda carinulata is the source of this 1153-nucleotide messenger RNA. RefSeq names its product V-type proton ATPase subunit E (gene Vha26). The record is from RefSeq and is a predicted model, not a curated record. Gene Ontology annotation, cellular component: proton-transporting two-sector ATPase complex, catalytic domain. Gene Ontology annotation, biological process: proton transmembrane transport. NCBI's taxonomy places the organism in Eukaryota, Metazoa, Arthropoda, Insecta, Coleoptera, Chrysomelidae. Gene Ontology annotation, molecular function: proton-transporting ATPase activity, rotational mechanism. The coding region runs from base 171 to 851 and encodes 226 amino acids. The transcript is spliced from 4 exons.
GUCACGUCAUAAGGCUACCUUAUGACAUGUGUAAUCUAUGUCCAUGACAGAUCAUAUGAUCCAUUUGGUGCACCCAUUAUAAUUUAGCAGGUUGAUCAGAAAACUUGAAGGGCGUAGUCGUUUAACUAGUGUGUAUAUUAUUUUAAAAUUACUAAAAAAACACCAUCAAAAUGGCUCUAAGCGAUGCAGACGUUCAAAAGCAGAUUAAGCACAUGAUGGCUUUCAUUGAGCAAGAGGCAAAUGAAAAAGCUGAAGAAAUUGAUGCCAAGGCUGAAGAAGAGUUCAACAUUGAAAAAGGCCGUUUAGUUCAGCAACAAAGACUCAAGAUUAUGGAGUACUAUGAAAAAAAGGAAAAACAAGUUGAACUACAGAAGAAAAUUCAAUCUUCAAACAUGUUGAACCAGGCUAGAUUGAAGGUAUUAAAAGUGAGAGAAGAUCAUGUCCGUAGUGUUUUGGAGGAGGCUCGUAAACGUCUGGGUGAAGUUACAAGGGAUCAAGCAAAAUAUACAGAAAUCUUAGAAAGUCUUAUCAUGCAAGGAUUAUAUCAGUUAUUCGAAAAGGAGGUUACAGUCAGGGUACGUCCUCAAGACAGAGAAUUGGUGAAAUCUAUCCUUCCCACCAUUGUCACCAAGUACAAGGACAUUACCGGUAAAGAUAUUAAUAUAAAAAUUGAUGACGAGUCCCAUCUUUCACAAGAAAUUACUGGUGGAAUUGAACUCUACGCUUUAAAGAAUAAGAUUAGAAUCAACAAUACUCUUGAAGCUCGUUUGGAACUUAUUUCUCAACAAUUGAUACCUCAAAUUCGUACAGCUUUGUUCGGUCGUAAUGUUAACAGAAAAUUCGCCGAUUAAGUGUUUUAUUUUCUGUUUUUUUUAAAUAGUAUUCAAAAAAUUAACCGUCACUUAGGUAAAUAUUUACAGAUGGUCAAUAUCAAUAUUAUAAAACUGUUUGGUAUAUGUAUGACUAUUAAUAAAUCAUUCCUUGUAGAGUAUUUGAAAUUUAUAACAUUUUUUCGUCCAGCAAUUAUUUUUUUUACAACUAUUGUAAUCCACCAUGCUUUUCUUGAAAUUGAUACUAUUUUAUGUAAGUAUAUGUAUAUAGAUGAUUAUCCUUUUUCUGUAAGAGGUUAAUUGCAAUAAAAUUUAUUGUUGAA